Pistacia vera is the source of this 2496-nucleotide messenger RNA. RefSeq names its product pentatricopeptide repeat-containing protein At1g12775, mitochondrial-like. The transcript has 2 exons. The coding region runs from base 267 to 1568 and encodes 433 amino acids. Gene Ontology annotation, molecular function: protein binding. The record is from RefSeq and is a predicted model, not a curated record. Lineage: Eukaryota; Viridiplantae; Streptophyta; Magnoliopsida; Sapindales; Anacardiaceae.
UACUUCCGAAAAACACUCUUCAAUCUUCAUACAGGGAUUUGAGAUCCCCAUUUCGAUCGUCUUCAAUCUCUCAAAACCCAUCUCUGAAAGGGAAUAUUUCAUCUUUGUUAGCUCACUUACGCAACCUCACAACGUCAAGCUCCAAAAAUGAAGUUUUGUAUUCUUUCGAAAAACCCCUUGAACGAUCCUCACUUGCAAAAUUCCUCAAGGAAAAUUGUCGAUCGGGUAACUUUACUCUGAAUGAAGCAUUGAACUUUUUUUAUUACAUGAUUAAUUCGCAACCUAUUUCUCCAAUUUCAUCAUUCACUACAUUGCUUAGUGCACUUGCAAAGAAGAAGCAUUAUUAUGAAGUGAUUUCGCUUUAUAAGUGCUUUAAUUCAACUGGGUUGUCUCCAGAUUUGAUUUUUUUUAAUGUUUUGAUUAAUUGCUUCUGUAAUAUCAAAAGGGUUCCGGAUAGUUUUGCGGUUUUUGGGGUGAUUUUGAAGAAGGGUUUUAGCCCAAAUGUGGUGACUUUUACUUGUUUGAUCAAAGGUCUGUGUGUAGAGAGAAAGAUUAUGGAAUCAAUGGAAUUGUUUAAGAGAAUGGUUGCUGUUGGUUGUAGGCCUAAUGUCAUCACUUGCAAUACUUUGAUUGAUGGAUUGUGUAAAACCGGGAAUGUAAGUGUUGCCAUUAAGUUGCAUGAAGAAAUGGCUAAGGGAAAUGAAGAAUCUGGUGUUACUUGUAGGCCAAACGUUGUUACCUAUAGUAUUAUAAUCGAUGGUCUUUGUAAGGAUGGAUUAAUUAAGAAGGCUAGACAGUUAUUUUUGGAGAUGAAGAGUUCGGGAAUUAGUCCAAACGUAGUAACUUAUACCGUUCUAAUUCAUGGUUUUUGUCGUGUGGGUGAUUGGGAGAUUGUUAAAAGUUUAUUUAUAUUGAUGAUGGAUCAAGGUGUGCAGCCUUGUGUGGUGACAUUUAGUGUAGUCAUAGAUUUCCUUUGCAAGAAAGGGAAAUUCGACGAAGUAAAUAGGUUGUUGCAACUUAUGAUUCAACAAGGUGUGGAACCCGACACUUGUACUUACAACAUUUUGAUGAACGGUUAUUGCUUGGCAGGUAGAAUUCGUGAUGCAAGGGAGUUAUUGAAUUCUAUAACUAGAAAGGGGUAUAGAGCUAAUGUUGUUAGCUACAAUACUUUAAUCAAUUGGUAUUGCAAGAACAAAAUAGUCAACAAAGCUCUUGGUGUUUAUCAAGAGAUGAUUUCAGAAGGAAUUAGGCCUGAUGUGAUUGUAUAUACCACUUUGAUCUAUGGGCUCUGUAAAAGUGGACAAUUAGAAAAGGCAAAUGAGUUUUUAACACGUAUGGAGGAAGAAGGUUGCGCUCCAGAUGAGGUCACUUUUGGUACGCUGAUGUUUGGUUUCCUAAAAAAUAACGAGAUAACAAAAGUUGUUGAACUCCUUCAUAAGAUGGCGGAGAGAAAUGUGAAGCCGUCUGGAUUUACGAUGUCCUUAGUCAUGCAGUUACUAAUGAAGGCUGAAAAUUAUCGUGAAUGUUUGAACCAGCUUCCUCAAUUUCUCGUCCAAAAGCGAAAUUGAUGCUUACAUGAUAAAAACUUUUGUGAGUAUUCAACUUUUUUUGGAUCAGAAUCCUGCAAACGUUCACCCAGCUACUCGAAUGCUCUAUUUUGGUCACGGUAAGAAGAAGGUACAGUAAACACUUUCAUCUGUUCAAAAUUGAUAGGGAUGGUGACAGGGAUGAUUCAGAAUGAUGGCUUCCUUGAUCAGACAUACGACAAGUGAUCUGUCUCUGUCGUAAGUGCAUAUAGUGGAGGUGGCAGCAUUGCAGGCUGCGUCAGCAUUUGCACAUGAAGUAGUCUUAAGGGUUUGAGGAUUAUUUCUGGUGCAAAUUUCAGUAAGCAAAAGUUGUGUAUGAGAAAUUGGGGAACGGUUCUGACUUCAACUACGAAAAUAAUGGUAGCCGCUCAAGUUCAUCUUUUCAAGCUGAUCAGUUUCCUGGACGAUGUUAUGCACGAGCAUGUGCUCUUUCAACGAUAGCUGAUGAAGACAAAGCAAGAAGAGCAUUAUAAAAGGUUUUUAACUAUAAUGUCUUAAAGAAUAUGGAUGCAUAGCAGGGGCCGGUCAAUGGGAUCUACCUGUUGGAACAGUUGACAUGACAACAUUGUAGUCAAGAGAAAUAUGGUCUGGUCUCUGGUGUUACAUAAGCAGUUGCUGUAAUGAUGAUCCAUGGAGAUUUGGUCGAUUCGGGGAUUUCAAAGUGCCAUUGAUUUCUAUUAAGCAGCAUGGUGUGAAAAUAGACUCAGGUAAGAUCCCCCUAAGGUUAUCAAACGGUGUUAUCUUAUAGCUUAAUUAAUAGGCUGUCAAGUAUUAUGAGUCUGUGUUUUUUAGAUCUAAAUCUGUCUCAAAUCUGUAUCGAUUUCAUUGCAGCAUCAUUUCAUUUAACUUUUUUGGUGGAUGUGGUAUUUAACCAUUUUUUGGUGGAUUCUUGAUGCUGUGAAAUGUUAUU